CUUCCUUCGGCCCUCCUGGCCCUCCCCGCGCCGGGCCGCCCCCCUCUGUCCCCCAGCGCUGCCCCGGGGCCGCGCAGCGUGUUCAAGCACUUGCCCUCCACCGCCAGCCAAGGAGUUCGGCAAGCGCAGUGGCUCACCAAGACGAAGCUGGUGGAAGGCUUACCGCCGUCGGUGCUCAGCAUCGUCGACAACCCGGCUCACCACCUCGAGGCCCACGAGGAGGGGGUAAAGCGUGCGAUCUCACACGCGCGGCUCUGGGACACGACAGAAGUUGCUCCCAAGAGAGAACAUUAUUGCCCAGUACUCUUUGAGGACUUGAUACAUUUGUGUCGGUUAAUGUCUCUGAAGUAUCCUGCUCUGACGAAACGAAUGUUGGCUAGAAACUACAAGAUAUCAGCUACGUGGGAAAGAGAAUCCGUUCUCCUUCAGGUCCGUGGCCUGAAUGGAAUACUUAUGAACUCUAUGUCUCCAAUACCACCAGUAGCCUCCAAGGAGGAGAUACUGGCCACAGAAGAACAUGUUCUGGAGACCUUCUAUCCCAUCUCUCCUACAAUUGAUCUUCAGGAAGUGAAAGUGUACAAAGAGCUCAAUGAUACAGGUUUUAGAGAUGGUUAUCCGUACUCUCAUCCUCACACUCUGUUCUUCCUGGAAUCGGCCAACAUUCGUCCUAACAGGUUCAGACCAGAACAACUUCGUGCUAAAAUGCUGAUGUUUGCUUUCGGCAAUGCGUUGGCGAAGGCUAAGGUGUUGUACGGGAAUGAUCCCAAGGUUUUGGAGCAACCAAUAGUGGUGCAAAGCAUUGGUACAGAUGGCCAGCUCUUCCAGUUCAUGGUGUUCCAGUUAAAUACAACAGACCUUGUCUCUAGUGGUGGCAUAAAAAACCUAGUCUGGAUUGACUCUGAUCAGAAUCUGUAUGAAAAAGCCCAGUGUAUCCCAGAAGUCAAGAAGAGAGUUGUUAUGAAGCCCGCUGGAAUAUAUGGCUUUCAGCCAGACACAUUCAAGAAGUUUCUGGCACUGUAUCUGCAUGGAACUGUGUGAAAUUCAGCUCAAAUGAAAAUACUUCACCAACUGUACCUGCUGCUUCUCUUUGCCAGAACCAUCACAUAAUUAAAGAAA
Molecule: messenger RNA, 1116 nt
Organism: Egretta garzetta (little egret)
Lineage: Eukaryota; Metazoa; Chordata; Aves; Pelecaniformes; Ardeidae
Gene: MRPL37
Product: mitochondrial ribosomal protein L37
Exons: 7
Biological process (GO): translation
Cellular component (GO): mitochondrion; ribosome
Molecular function (GO): structural constituent of ribosome
Source: RefSeq, a predicted model, not a curated record